CUUAUAUCUAUGUUUCCAACCAGUCCUAGUUUUUCAUUUUUUCUUCGAAACUCUUUUCUUCUUCCCUAAUUUCACGAAACCCCCCAAAUUAGGGUUUCCAUCACCGUGAAGGUCAUUUCCUCAAAAACAUCCAGACUUACAUGCAAAUCCAUGGGCGCGCAAAAUUUGAUAUUGAUAUGUCAGUAUGGAGGGAAGUUUGUGCCGGAAAAGGAUGGGUCCUUGUCGUAUAAUGGUGGAGAGGCACAUGCUGUAGAUAUUAAUCUUGAAACUCGUUUUGAUGAUCUCAAGUUGGAAAUUUCAGAUAUGUGUAGCAUUGACUUUGAAUCCAUCACUAUGAAAUACUUUCUCCCCAGUAACAAACGGGCUCUUAUAACAUUAGCUAAUGACAGAGAUCUUAGACGAAUGAUGCAUUUCCAUGACUCAUCUGCUACAGCGGAUGUUUUUGUAGUGGAAAAAGAGAUUGUUACUCAACCUAAACCGAAGACCCCUGUCAACAGGGAAAGUAGAGCUACUAACAAUGUAGUUGGGACUACCACAUUAACUCCGGCCGCAACUACCCCUGAUGUGAAUAACGCAGUUGUUGUUGAUUCCCCCACUGCUCCCAUGGGAAACACAGUCAUUGAUCUUGCUGCCGUGAGCCCCUCUACUAGUGGUGCUGUUGCAUUGGACCGCAGAACUAGCCGUGGCAAGGAUGGUGGUGUUGCUGGUUUUUCUUCUGUGGCUGAUUUCAUUGCUGAUGGUGUUGCGAAGAAAACAGGACGCACUGCAUCGUGGAAAUUUGGUGCAAAAGGUUUCACUAUUGUUUCUAUUGCAGAUGACGCAGAGAAGCAAGUGCCUGCAAGAACCAAGGGGAAUAAUCCAGACACUGUUUCUUCUGGUGAUGAUGACCAUGGGGACCAAUUUCCGUCUGAAUCAUCUGACCAUGAUAACCAGAGCAAUCAGAAUGAUUCUGUUACAGAUGAUUUUGUCGAAGGACGCCAUAAGCUGAUUGAUUCAUGGAAAAAUGGCAUAACUGGCGUUGGUCAGGAGUUCAAGAACGUCCAUGAUUUUCGUGAUAUACUGCGGAAAUAUGCCAUUUCAAAUCGCUUUGUCUACCGGUACAAGAAAAAUGAUACGGACCGUGUAAGUGCCAGAUGUAAAGUUGAUGGAUGUUCAUGGAGGAUUCAUGCAUCCUGGGUCCAAGCUAAAGUAUCAUUUAGGAUAAAAAAGUUUGAAAAUUUCCAUACAUGUGAUGAUAGCUUACCCGCCCAUCAUCCACAAGCAACAAAAAAUUGGCUGGCGACACUGGUAAAAGAGAUGUUGCAAGAGAGCCCACAUUACAAGCCCAAGGAGAUUGUUACUGCCAUUUGCCAAGAUUUUGGGAUUGAGCUGAACUAUUCACAAGCUUGGCGGGGGAUGGAAAUUGCCAGAGAGCAACUUCAGGGCUCAUAUAAAGAUGCAUAUAAUCAAUUCCCAUGGUAUUGUGAGAAGGUGAUGGAGACAAACCCGGGUAGUUUUGCUAACCUUACUACGAAGGAUGACCAAAGCUUCCAUCGUCUCUUUAUCUCUUUUUAUGCCACUAUACAUGGUUUUGAAAAUGGUUGCCGCCCCCUCAUUUUUCUGGAUGCCAUGUAUGUAAAAUCGAAAUACCUUGAGACUAUGUUGGUUGCAACUGCAGUCGAUGCGAAUGAUGAUGCUUUUCCAAUUGCCUUCGCCAUGGUCGACGUUGAGGAUUUUGAUAAUUGGCAUUGGUUUUUGGAGCAGUUGAAGUCUAUAAUACCAACAUCUCGGUCGAUAACAUUUGUGUCUGACAAAGCUAAGGGUUUAAGUGAAAAGGUUCUCAAGGUGUUUGAAAAUGCUCAGCAUGGGUACUGUAUACACCGCCUGGUGGAGAAUUUUAAGAAAUGCUCAAAGGGUCCUUUUCAUGGGGCUGGAAAGGGUUCUCUACCGAUCAACUUUAUGGCUGCUGCCCAAGCACUUCGGCUUGAGGGGUUUAGAAAAUACACCGAGGACAUAAAAACUGUUUCACAGGUAGCUUAUGAUUGGAUCAUGAAUAGUGAACCACAGUUUUGGGCGAAUUCUCAAUUUAAAGGUGAGCAAUUCAACCAUAUUUCAAUAGGUGUUGUACAUUUGUUCAGGGACUGGAUAUCAGAGGUUCGUGAAUUACCAAUAGUGCAUAAGAUUGACGCAAUAAGAAUCGAGAUGAUGGAGCUGAUUAAUGCAAGGCGGAUGGAUUCAAGCAGGUGUAUUUCUAAACUAACUCCAUCCAAGGAGGAAAAAUUGAAAGAAGAGUCCACAAAAGCCAAACGCCUUAAAGUUUUGUUCUCGUCAGACAUCAUCUUCGAAGUUCAUGAUGAUUUCAUAAAUGUUGUUAACAUGGACAAACUAGAAUGUAGUUGCAGAAAGUGGAAAGUCACCGGGUUACCUUGUUCUCAUGCAAUAGCUGUCUUUAAUAGCACAGGUAGGAAUCAGUAUGACUUUUGCUCUAGGUACUUCACUGGUGAGAUGUUACAGUUAACAUAUGCAGAAUCCAUAAACCCUCUCCCAGAGAUAGAGAAGCCAGCUAAUAGUGAAAUGUCAGAUAAGGUUCAAGUAAAUCCUCCAUGCAGAAGAUCCCGUAAUCAGACAAGUGAGCCAGGGCCAGGUCGACCAAAGAGACAGCGGCGAAAUUUUAACCAAGAUGCAGUAAAAAGACCACUUCACUGCACAAUCUGCAAGGGAGAGGGUCACAACAAGGCUUCUUGUAAAGCAACAGAAUAGGCUUACAUACUUUCUCAUGCCUGGAGAAGGCCACAACAAAGCUUCUCAGGUUGUUAACUUAUGAAUCUAUCUCUUGUAUAUUGUUCAUAUUGAUAUCCAUCUGGUUUUCAUUUCUUCUCUUGAUGUUAGCGGCUUCAAUUCGUUUCCAUAUUGUAUGUAUGUCUCUGGUAGAAGGAUUUAAAGAUCAUUUGUAACUUCUAUUUAACUUUUUUUAUUUUGAUGCAAAGAAGAAAUUUUAUUA
This is a messenger RNA of Papaver somniferum (opium poppy), 2980 nucleotides long. RefSeq lists its product as uncharacterized. Gene Ontology annotation, molecular function: zinc ion binding; protein binding. The transcript is spliced from 3 exons. The record is from RefSeq and is a predicted model, not a curated record. The coding region runs from base 151 to 2739 and encodes 862 amino acids. Lineage: Eukaryota; Viridiplantae; Streptophyta; Magnoliopsida; Ranunculales; Papaveraceae.